Molecule: messenger RNA, 2893 nt
Organism: Amoebophrya sp. A120
Lineage: Eukaryota; Dinophyceae; Syndiniales; Amoebophryaceae
Source: the annotation of a GenBank genome assembly
UGACGAUGAACAAUGGAAAAAUAGAAAUCUAUCAAUCGAUUGGACCGCACACGAAGGAAAGGCCGCUCAAGAUGAAAAUGACUUUACGAAAAGUCCCCCGGGUCAUCGGGCGACCCUGCGCUCCUCGUGGCUUUUGCUUCUUCGCCCACCCUGCGAUUUUCAUCUAUUUCGCAGCCUCUCUUUCCAGCACCGGAAAUAAUUGCGUAGUAGAAGCUCUCGAGGCCGCGCAGCUGCACAAAGAUGACCCAGUGAAGAUAUCCUGAGUAAAAACGUUCCCACACCAGAGUCAGGAUGGGGAUUUUGCAACACAAGCCUAGGAGUUUUGUGAGUCACGCAUGACAAGUUGCGCUCUGCAGUGUAGUGCAGGUUAGCAAGUGCAGCCGUAUCACAGAUUCAUCUACUCAUCCUGUUCACAGCAUCACAAAUUCCAAAACACGACUCGAAAUGGCUCGCAUGGGGAUGCGCAUUCCAAGUCUUCCUGUCUUUGCAAAUCUGCAUUACAGCUCUGGUGUGGGGACGUUUUUACUCAGGAUAGAAGAACCCAGAUCUCUACGCGGGGGCCGGACUUCUACAGGAGCACGCAGUCUUAAAAAUGCAGCAACCGGAACAAGAUCAAGUGAAGAUGCGACGAAGACCGCAUAGGCAUAUGAUUGAGAAGCAGAAGCACCAGAACUACCCGCGGCUGCAAAUAAAUCCUGAUGAGCAUGAUCGUGACAGUCUUCUCGGCACUGGCGGCGGAGCAGGAAAAACAAUACCGUCAAGAACAAUAAACACCGAGUCAAUAUUUCAAAACAAGAAACAAGCAAGAGCAUCUUCAUCUUCUCCCCUUUCAACAUCUUCUGUCGUCGUAGCCGGGGACGCGGCCACAACAGGAGAACACCAGCAACUACAGGAACAAAGAGAAGAAUUUUUUUCACAAAAAAGUAAAAGAACAAGCAGUGGUCCUUCAAGUAUUCCUUUCUCCUCUAGUACUUCUUCGUCUUCCCGCAAGAACAGCAAAGAUGAAAAUGAAAAAGAUAGAACUCAUAUUAAGUUCUCCACCGCCAAAGCUGUUGCAGAAAAACAACAAGAAAUCCUGGUUGAUUUCGAGGACGGCACAACAAGCACUGCAACGACGGCCGGAGAAAUAGAGACGAAACGUGGUAGAAGCUUAACGUCAUCGCUGGUGAGAAGAGAAGAACAGGAACAAGUCGAGGAGGGCGGCAAGAACGACCAGCGACAGAUUCUGCUGGAAGAAAAACGAAGCGGGCUGCAUUUUUCCCGGCUGGACAUCGCAAAAAACGGCAAAAACGUGACCGUGACGCAAAAUAACGCGACACAACAGGCGGCUUUGAACCACGACACGAGCGCGAACAAAAGUGUGAACGAGACUGUGGAGGAGGGCAUAGAGGAGCUAGAAAAGCACCCCUUCACAAUGGCUGGUACAGAACUGUUUUCACAUCAAAUUACUCCGUCGUUUUACUACUUUCAGCACAAAUCGAAUCUGACUCUGUAGCGUAUUACAAGCCCUGCAUGGCUCUUCAUUCUUUUAGUUUUUGUUAUAGUAGCGUGUGAAAUAAAUCGUCGUGCAGUUGUCGUUUAAAAAUGCGGAAUUUUUGAAAAAAAUUUGGACAAAGCGCCUUCUUCACAUGAUUUGUCAGGUUUUAUUGUCGUCGACCUGGUCAUUUUUGGCGUAAUUAUCGCGUGCUGCUGCAGCAUCUUAUCCUGUGCAAGAGUAUCGAACUCGUAGUAUAUUUCAAUCUUGUAUCACCUGAAUCAUCUGCAUGAUUUGUUUUCGGAAAAAUUAUUUGUAAGCAUAUGUGCAAUUUACUACAAGCGCGAAGAUGCUUUUGCAAUGCAUACUUGUGUGUCUAUGCGUAUUGCCGGUCGCGACAAGACAUGCGAGACGAGGAAAAGGAAAUUCACCAGGCACUAACGGAAGCGAACGUGGAAAACCACUUCGCUGCAGCGGUAGCGGCCGGCGGAACGGAUGAGGCAGGGAAGAAGGGAAGUAUCAAAGAUGUUGAAGCUACAUUCAUUAUUGAGCUAUUCUUUUCUUUCUCUUUGCUUUUCCUUUUGCAGGCAAGCAUUACAGAAAAAUGGAGAUGAUCCUUUGUUCUUCAUGACCCUGAUAGUACCCAUGCAGUUCCAGUUUAUCGCACAUUUUAUGUUUCUUUGCCAUGCAUGAAGAAGAAGAGAACAACAAACUACUUACUUACCCCAGGUGGCAACAUUACCCACGAAGUCAUGGCUGAGGCUGCAUCGGUUUCAGAAGAUGGCGCCAGCAACCAUCCGGGAGACGCGGCUGGUGGUGCAGGGGCUUAUGCAUUGCAAGUAUGCCUGGAUUUGGAAGGUUGCGUGAGGAUUUGUAAUGCUGCACUUGCAUGCUCAUGCAGCAGCUGCAGAAGUCUGUAAUAAAAUGUAUUCUAUGCAUGUAAUGUGACGGAAGAGCCCUCCUGUCAGUUUUUCGUGUAAAUAAUACUCGAUCUCUUAUGCGGAUCGUGCUUGCACACCCACUCCAGCACCCCUGGAAUUUCUCAUGCUCGGCUGCGUACUGGAUUCAGCAGCUGUUCAUCCAUGUAUUAGCAUGACAAACCCAGACAGGUUUGCAUUUGAUACGGCUUCACCGGCAGCGACCGAGGGAGAUGGGGGGACGUGAAAGUUGGAGAAGAUUUCCUCGUAGUGGAUCGAAUCCCGAUAGGGACACGGAAGAAAAAAGGGGAAUGAAAUAAUAUGAGAAUGACUCUCUUAUUUGUGUUUUGACGUGACAACACUGUUCGUAUCAAUGUACUUACUCCCCCUGCUUCUUGUAUCCAAUCCUUGUAAAGAUAAAGAAUUGAUGAUGUGUUGUAAAAAUUGUGUAUGAUAACCGCCAGGCUCCCGUUCCAAGAAUGCAAAUGUUUGCUGGUUCUAG